CCCCCAUAUCAAACCAACUUAACUUUGAUCACUUUGAUCUCCAACUUAUGGAAACCGUUGUUGAAGCUCUAGAUUCGUGCAAGCCGUUCAACAACGACAUAGCGUCGUUACCUCAAAAUGGUUCUCUCACCCCGCCUUCCGUCACCGUAUCCUCAGACUCUACGCUUGGUCGCCACCUUGCUCGACGCCUUGUCCAAAUAGGGGUCAGUGAUGUAUUCUCUGUCCCUGGUGACUUCAACCUAACCCUACUAGACCAUCUCAUUGCCGAGCCUGGGCUCAACAACAUUGGUUGCUGCAAUGAGCUCAAUGCUGGCUAUGCGGCCGAUGGCUACGCAAGGUGUCGUGGGGUCGGUGCAUGUGUUGUCACCUUCACUGUUGGAGGGCUAAGUGUGCUGAACGCCAUUGCUGGUGCUUAUAGCGAAAAUUUACCCGUGAUUUGUAUUGUUGGUGGCCCAAAUACUAAUGAUUAUGGAACCAGUAGGAUUCUUCAUCACACUAUUGGAUUGUCUGAUUUUAGUCAAGAACUUAGAUGCUUUCAAACUGUCACAUGUUUUCAGGGUGUGAUAAACAAUAUAGAAGAAGCACAUGCUCAAAUUGACAAAGCAAUAUCAACAGCACUUAUUGAAAGCAAACCUGUUUAUAUCAGCAUCAGUUGCAACUUACCUGGUGUCCCUCAUCCAACUUUCUCUAGAGAGCCAAUCCCAUUUUCUAUUUCUCCAAGGAUGAGCAACAAGGCGGGGUUAGAAGCCGCGGUAGAAGCCACAGUGUCGUUCCUCGACAAGGCAGUGAAGCCGGUGAUGGUUGGUGGGCCAAAGCUUCGAGUGGCCAAGGCCUGUGAUGCAUUAGUCGAGCUAGCCGAUGCCUGCGGUUACGCACUUGCCGUGAUGCCAUCCGCAAAAGGCUUGGUCCCGGAAUACCACCCCCACUUUAUCGGAACUUACUGGGGAGCAGUCGGGACUGCCUUCUGCGGCGAGAUCGUGGAAUCAGCCGAUGCAUAUCUAUUCGCGGGCCCUAUCUUCAAUGACUACAGCUCGGUCGGCUACUCCCUCCUUUUGAAAAAAGAGAAAGCAAUCAUUGUGGAGCCUGAUCGUGUGAUGAUAGCCAAUGGCCCAACAUUUGGUUGUAUUUUAAUGAAAGAUUUUCUUAGAGAACUUGCAAAAAGAUUGAAGAGAAACACAACAGCUUACGAGAAUUACCACCGGAUCUAUGUUCCCGACGGCCAGCCAUUGAAAUGCAAGCCCCAUGAGCCGUUGAGAGUCAACAUUUUGUUUCAGCACAUUCAGAAGAUGUUGUCAGAGGAGACAGCGGUGAUUGCCGAGACCGGAGACUCGUGGUUCAACUGCCAGAAGUUGAAGCUGCCUAAAGGAUGCGGAUACGAAUUUCAAAUGCAAUAUGGUUCGAUUGGUUGGUCUGUGGGUGCGACGUUGGGGUAUGCUCAAUCGGUGCCGAGUAAGCGUGUAAUUGCAUGCAUUGGUGAUGGAAGCUUCCAGGUCACAGCACAAGAUGUAUCAACCAUGAUUAGGUGUGAACAAAAGACGAUAAUCUUCUUAAUCAACAAUGGAGGUUAUACUAUUGAAGUGGAAAUUCACGACGGACCAUACAAUGUUAUCAAGAAUUGGAACUAUACUGCCUUAGUCGAUGCAAUCCACAAUGGUGAAGGCAAAUGUUGGACUACAAAGGUGCACACCGAGGAAGAGCUCAUUGAAGCGAUCAAUACCGCAAUGGAUAAGAAGAUUGAUUCUUUGUGCUUUAUUGAAGUUAUCGUUCAUAAAGAUGAUACGAGUAAAGAGUUGCUAGAAUGGGGAUCAAGAGUUUGUGCGGCAAAUAGUCGUGCUCCAAAUCCCCAAUAAAUAAUAAGCCUAGAUAAUUAUGAGCGAGUUAUGUUAAAGAAUCUGAAUAAUCAUAGACUAAAAGAAUAUACAUAAGUGAGUUUGAAUGAGCUAGUUUUUGUUUUUGUGUUUUUGAUGAGUUUACUCAUUCAAUUUUAUCGGAAAAGAUGAUGAUAUAUAUAUAUUAAAAAUGAUAAAGUUUAUUAUGUUAUGAAGUAUGUGGUAUAAAUUAUGUGACACUUCUACGUUGUCUUAUAAUUUAUAAAAUUAU
Molecule: messenger RNA, 2100 nt
Organism: Cucumis melo (muskmelon)
Lineage: Eukaryota; Viridiplantae; Streptophyta; Magnoliopsida; Cucurbitales; Cucurbitaceae
Product: pyruvate decarboxylase 2-like
Exons: 6
Coding region: 48-1850 (600 amino acids)
Molecular function (GO): carboxy-lyase activity; magnesium ion binding; thiamine pyrophosphate binding
Source: RefSeq, a predicted model, not a curated record